AUGAAGUCAGAUACGAGCACCCGGAGAUCAAAUGUUCUAUGUGAAUUCCAUCAGGAAAGAGGACAUAAGACCGAAGACUCCAUCGGUCUACGACAGGAAGUGGUAAGAAUGCUAAACCAGGGACACCUAAAAGAACUGCUGAGAGAUCGAGGAAGGGUUAACUUUGCUCGUGGACACGAUCAACCUCAAGGACCCCCAAAACCGCCUUCACCAGCUCACAACAUACCAAUGAUCAUUGGAGGUGGCGAUGAUGCGGUAAUCAACCAAGUGAAAUUCACUACCACACACAAACUCAAGCCGACAGUCGCUCACGACCGGUACGAUGACCUCAAAGAUAGUAUCAUCUUCGAUAAGUCAGAUACCAACGGUUUGUCUUUUCCUCACAAUGAUGCUUUGGUUAUAACAUUACGUAUCGCGAAUACCGAUGUAAAAAGAAUAAUGGUAGAUGACGGAAGCGGUGCGUGUAUUAUUCACCCACGAGUCCUCAUACAGAUGAGACUCGAGGAUAAGAUAGUAUCGCAUUACAUAACACUGACGGGUUUUAAUAAUGUAGUGGAACGAACCUCUGAAGAGAUAGUGCUGCCAGUUCUGGCAGGAGGAGUCACUCUGGAAAUGACGUUUCAUGUCAUGAACCAGGAUAUAGCCUACAACGCUAUCAUAGGGCAUCCAUGA
Nicotiana tabacum (common tobacco) is the source of this 672-nucleotide messenger RNA. The record is from RefSeq and is a predicted model, not a curated record. NCBI's taxonomy places the organism in Eukaryota, Viridiplantae, Streptophyta, Magnoliopsida, Solanales, Solanaceae.